AUGUCGGACCCACGGGACAUCGAUGAGGACGCCAUCCUCAAGGGCAUGAGCGCCGAGGAGCUGGACCAGCUGGAGUACGAGCUGCAGGAGAUGGAUCCUGAGAAUGCCAUGCUUCCCGCGGGAUACCGGCAGCGUGACCAGACCAAGAAGGGUCCGACCGGGCCCUACGACCGCGACGCCCUCAUGCAGCACCUGGAGAAGAGCGCCAUGGAGGACCCGGAGCGGGAGGAGCUGGUGCCCUUCACUGGGGAGAAGAAAGGAAAGGCCUUUAUUUCCAAGACAAAAAGAGAGAUCCCAGCGAGUGAGCAGAUCGAACUGGAGCCGGAGCUGGAGGAGGCUUUGAAGAACGCCACAGACGCCGAAAUGUGCGACAUCGCAGCCAUCUUGGGAAUGUACACACUGAUGAGCAACAAGCAGUACUACGACGCUCUGGGAACCACAGGAAAAAUCGCCAACACCGAGGGCAUCAACAGCGUGGUGAAGGCAGAUCCCUUCAAGAUCUUCCCUGAUGAACCUCCAAACUGCACCAACGUGGAGGACGCUCUGGAGCGAAUCAUCAGCAACGACAGCAGCCUCACAGAAGUCAACCUCAACAACAUCAAGGACAUUCCCAUCCCCACACUGAAGGAGAUCUUUGAGGCCAUGAAGGAGAACUCACACGUGGAGUCCCUGAGCAUCGCCGCCACUCGCAGCAACGACCCCGUGGCCUACGCCUGUGCUGAGAUGCUGCAGGAGAACACCAGUCUCCAGAGUCUUAACAUUGAGUCCAACUUCAUCACCAGCGACGGCAUGAUGGCGGUGAUCAAAGCCAUGGGCAGCAACGCCACGCUGGUGGAGCUCAAGAUCGACAACCAGAGGCAGAGGCUGGGAGACUCGGUGGAGAUGGAGAUUGCCACAAUGUUAGAGAAUAACUCCAGUAUUCUGAAGUUUGGAUAUCACUUUAACCAACAGGGCCCUCGCGCCAGGGCAGCCGUGGCCAUCACACGCAACAACGACAUGAUUCGCCAACAGAGACUAAGAUGA
Molecule: messenger RNA, 1023 nt
Organism: Knipowitschia caucasica
Lineage: Eukaryota; Metazoa; Chordata; Actinopteri; Gobiiformes; Gobiidae
Source: the annotation of a GenBank genome assembly